This is a messenger RNA of Penicillium canescens, 1809 nucleotides long. Its product is annotated as Major facilitator superfamily domain general substrate transporter. NCBI's taxonomy places the organism in Eukaryota, Fungi, Ascomycota, Eurotiomycetes, Eurotiales, Aspergillaceae. The transcript is spliced from 11 exons. Gene Ontology annotation, biological process: transmembrane transport. Gene Ontology annotation, cellular component: membrane. The record is from RefSeq and is a predicted model, not a curated record. Gene Ontology annotation, molecular function: myo-inositol:proton symporter activity. The annotation marks the transcript as partial.
AACCCACUAGUUCAUCAGGAAUAUCCUCAAUUAGAGGCCGAGGUAGAGCUAUUCCACGUCCGUCUUAAGCUCGAAAGUGUUGUCGAUCUGCAAACCCUCAUCAAGGGCGCGAAGAUAGCAAAACAACCAUGGGGCCAUCACACGCUCGAGCUCACCCCUGCGGAGUUACAAACCAUAAAUGAGGAGAACUCGGAGAAUUCGCUGUCGUUCUUGUCAACUAGGGGUCUCCUAGUUACUAUCAUGGCCACAGCUUGUGCGGCAAUCACACAGGGAUGGCAGCAAUCAACAAUCAAUGGAAGCGUUCUUUUGAACUGGCAGGAUGAUCUCGGCCUCGAUCUUGAUCAUGAUCCGCUUUUGAUUGGAUUCAUAAACGCAGCCCCUUGGCUUUCGGGAAGUCUUAUAGGAACAUGGUUGAGUGAUCCGCUCCAAGAAAAAUUCGGAAGACGUCCUGCGCUCUUCAUUGCAGCUGUUUUCUGCGUCGCUCUUGUGAUAGGAACGGCUCGUUGCAAUUCAUGGGAGUCACUACACGUCUGCAGAAUACUCCUUGGUGUUGGGAUCGGAUCAAAAGCUUCAAUAGCCCCCAUAUUUGCUGCUGAAGCAGCACCUGAUAAACAUCGAGGUCAAGUCUUGAUGUUGUGGCAACUCUUUGAUGCAUGUGGAAUAUUUCUUGGUUUCUUGUGCGCAUUUAUUGUAAUGGAUAGUUGGAGAGUGCUGCUCGCGACCGCAAUCAUUCCUGCUGUCGUGCUUCUAUUUCUGGUAUUUAUAUGUCCCGAGUCGCCGCGUUUUCUGAUACAGAGGAAUCGAUAUGCCGAUGCAUAUAAAAGCCUCCUCGAGCUCCGAGGAACACCCAUCCAGGCUACCCGAGACCUGUACUAUAUCCAUGCUCAGCUUCAGGCGGAGGCCGUUACAGUAUGGAAUCCUCACGAAGGACAGUCAUGGUGGUCGGACCGAGAAGAAAGUUACGUCUACCAGAAAUGGAUGAAAAGAGGAAAUUUCUUCAAGCGGAUGAUGUAUCUCGCCACGAAGCCGCGAACUAGAAGAGCGUGCGUGGUGGCUUUGAUUGUGAUGGCGUCGCAACAACUAUGUGGUAUCAAUAUUUUAGCAUUCUAUUCAUCCCAGCUUCUCAACGACGACGCCUUGUUUAAUUCCUCUACGGCCGUUAAAUGGUACAAUUUUGGUUUUGGUCUGGCCAAUGUUCUUUUCACUUUGCCAGCGUACAAGCUUAUUGACUCUCGUGGGCGCCGACCAUUGCUCCUUACAUCAUUUGUUGGGAUGUUCUUGAGUCUGGUUACAAUCAGCGGCUUCUUCAAAAUCGCGGAUCAUGAUACUCGGGUAAACCUGAUAGCAACAUUCAGCAUCAUAUUCUUUGUCUUUUUCUACUCGAUUGGUGCUGGGCCCAUCCCUUUUACCCUGAGUGCAGAGGUUUUCCCUCUAUGCGUGCGCGAGGUGGGAAUGAGCUUUAGUGUCAUGAUUAAUUUCCUUGGCCUUGGGCUUUUAGUACUUUUUGUGCCUCAGUUGACCAUGGCGUUUAAUGGAAAGGCAAAUCUUCUGUUCUUCUUCUCAGCCAUGAACCUACUGUCACUAAUAUUGAUUUUCCUCUUGGUUGGUCUCAUCUGCUUCUUUAUGCUGCGCUUCUUGCUGAUAUUUCAGGUCCCCGAAACCAAUUACGCGAAACUAGAGGAAAUGAACUCGAUAUUUUGCCGGGCAACAAAAGAACACAUUUUGAACCACGCUCCGUUCUUCAGACCCCUCUAUCGAAAAUCGUCACGCCAGGGAGAUAGGGAAACGGUCCUUCGAGAUAUAGAAUAA